GUGAGGUUUCGUUUGGUUUCCCUCCGCUCUUUCUGAAGUCGUUGUGGAACAGUGAACAGGCUAUCCGAGCGGGAGAGAGCUAAGGGGGAGUGCGAAAAAAAGGAUUUGUCCGCCUUCGCCGCAGCAGCCUAGGUCUUCUAAACUCGGGACGCGGUCUGCCUUCGGAGCUCUGUGUGUCCAGCUUUUUGCAGGAGGGAGAGAGAGAAAGAGAGAGAAAGAGAGAGUAAGAGAGAGAGAGAGAAAGAAGAGUGAGAAAGAGAGGGGGAAGAAUGAGGAAGAACUCUCAGCGCACCUUUCUGUCCUACGAAAUGCAGAUUUGCUGAUAAAGCAUCAGUUAUCCGAUCAUACAGGUCGUAGUGGAAAUCUGAGUGCAUGGGAAUUUUAACUUUAAUUGUCUUUACCGGAAUAGGCUAUCGCUCCUUGAUCUCGUAUAUAAGACAACCAAUGUGAGCCGUGAUACCACAAACGGCUCUUUACGGCUGUUUCUAUUACCAUUUUCACGUCUUGGUUUAGGCUUCGACUAGACUACAUUAGUACUACCACCGACUCCAUUCGUCCGUGGACUUCGCCUCUUCUCUUAAAAGGAGGGCAAGACAUCCCUGAAUAGUCAUGGACUGUUUCAAGAUCUCCCCCGUCCGUUCCCUCGGCCUCCAGAUGCUGGUCGUCGUAGCAAUCCUCUUCCUCAAAGUGCACCAUGUGACAGGGGGCGCCCCCUCCGAGCCCAGCAUAGACCAGUCCGUCUCCGCGGUACCCAAGGCUAACAAAACCUGCAGCGAGCCGGAGCCAUGCUCCAAGGGGGUCGUCCUGCCCAUAUGGGAGCCCCAGAACCCGUCGUUUGGGGACAAAGUGGCCCGGGCCACUGUCUACUUUGUGGCUCUGGCCUACAUGUUCCUGGGCGUGUCCAUCAUCGCCGACCGCUUCAUGGCGUCCAUCGAGGUUAUCACGUCUCAAGAGAAGGAGAUCACCAUCAAGAAGCCCAACGGCGAGACUACAACCACCACGGUGCGCAUCUGGAACGAGACCGUGUCCAACCUCACUCUCAUGGCCCUGGGUUCCUCCGCCCCGGAGAUCCUGCUGUCUGUCAUAGAGGUGUGCGGCCAUGGGUUUAACGCAGGCUCCCUGGGCCCCAGCACCAUCGUGGGCAGCGCCGCCUUCAACAUGUUUGUCAUCAUCGGCAUCUGCGUCUACGUGGUGCCCGAUGGCGAGCAUCGCAAGGUGAAGCACCUGCGCGUCUUCUUCGUCACGGCCACCUGGAGCAUCUUUGCCUACAUCUGGCUCUACAUGAUCCUGGCUGUCAUCUCUCCUGGAGUGGUGCAGGUGUGGGAGGGGCUUCUCACCCUCUUCUUCUUCCCCAUCUGCGUGCUGUUCGCCUGGGUGGCCGACCGGCGCCUGCUCUUCUACAAGUACGUCUACAAGCGCUACCGCACGGGCAAGCAGAGGGGGAUGAUCAUCGAGACGGAGGGCGACCGCCCGCUGCCCUCCAAGGUGGACAUCGAGAUGGACGGGAAGAUGCUGAAUUCGCACGCCGUGGACUUCCUGGAUGGGCCGCUGGGACUGGACCUGGACGAGAAGGACCUGGACGAGGAAGAGACCAGGAGGGACAUGGCCAAGAUCCUGAAGGAGCUGAAGCAGAAGCACCCUGACAAGGAGGUGGAGCAGCUCAUCGAGCUGGCCAACUACCAGGUUCUGAGUCAGCAGCAGAAGAGCCGCGCUUUCUACCGUUGCCAGGCGACCAGGCUGAUGACUGGGGCAGGCAACAUCCUGAAGAAGCACGCGGCCGACCAGGCCCGGAAGGCCGUCAGCAUGCACGAGGUCCGCUCCGACGCCGCCGACAACGACCCCAUCUCCAAGAUCUACUUCGACCCCGGUUCCUACCAGUGCCUGGAGAACUGCGGCACGGUGGCCGUCAACGUCCUGCGUCGCGGCGGCGACCUCACCAAGACCGUGACGGUUGAGUUCCGCACGGAGGACGGCACGGCCAACGCCGGCUCGGACUACGAGUUCACCGAGGGCACGGUGGUGUUCAAGCCCGGCGACACGCUGAAGGAGAUCCGCGUGGGCAUCAUCGACGACGACAUCUUCGAGGAGGACGAGAACUUCCUGAUCCACCUGAGCAACGUCAAGGUCCUGUCCGGCUCCGGGGAGGGCGGGGCGGAAGAGGAAAGCCCCGAGUCGGCCAAUCACGUGGAGGCGGUGGCUUGCCUGGGUCUGCCGUCCACGGCGACCGUCACCAUCUUCGACGACGACCACGCGGGCAUCUUCACGUUUGAGGAGCCGGUGGUGCACGUUAGCGAGAGUGUGGGCACCAUGGAGGUGAAGGUGCUGCGCACGUCUGGGGCCAGGGGCGUGGUCACGCUGCCCUACAAGACCGUCGAGGGCACCGCGCACGGAGGAGGGGAGGACUUUGAAGACAGCCACGGCGUCUUGGAGUUCCAAAACGACGAGAUCUUGAAGACCAUAUUGGUUAGAAUACUAGACCGAGAGGAGUACAAUAAGCAGUGCUCCUUCUACCUGCAGCUUCAGACCCCCCGCUGGAGACGGAGGGGACGGACAGAGGAGGCAGUGAAGGAGGAGGAAGAGGAGGAGCCACUGACCGGCCAGGAUGAUGAGGAGCGUCGCAUCGCUGACAUGGGCCGUCCCAUGCUGGGAGACCACGUCAAACUAGAAGUCAUCAUCGAGGAGUCCUACGAGUUUAAGAACACUGUGGACAAACUGAUCAAGAAGACCAACCUGGCAUUACUGGUGGGAACAAACAGCUGGAGGGACCAGUUCAUCGAGGCCAUUACUGUCAGCGCUGGUGAGGAUGACGACGACGACGAGUGCGGUGAGGAGAAGCUGCCAUCCUGUUUUGACUACGUCAUGCACUUCCUCACCGUCUUCUGGAAGGUUCUGUUCGCCUUCGUCCCCCCCACCGACUACUGGAAUGGCUGGGCGUGCUUCGUGGUGUCCAUCUGCAUGAUCGGCCUGCUCACCGCCUUUAUAGGGGACCUGGCCUCUCACUUCGGCUGCACCGUGGGGCUCAAGGACUCGGUCACCGCCGUGGUGUUUGUGGCCCUGGGGACCUCCGUGCCCGACACCUUUGCCAGCAAGGUGGCAGCCAUCCAGGACCAGUACGCAGACGCCUCCAUCGGCAAUGUGACGGGCAGCAACGCGGUCAACGUGUUCCUGGGCAUUGGCGUGGCCUGGUCCAUCGCUGCCAUCUACCACCAGAGCCAGGGCAGGGAGUUCAAGGUGGAUCCCGGCAGCCUGGCCUUCUCCGUCACCCUCUUCACCAUCUUCGCCUUCAUCUGCGUGGGCACGCUCAUGUACCGGCGCCGGCCGGAGAUCGGGGGCGAGCUGGGGGGGCCGCGAACUGCCAAGGUCCUGACCACGAUGCUGUUCUUCAGCCUGUGGCUCUUGUACAUUCUCUUCUCCUCCCUGGAGGCUUACUGCCACGUCCAGGGGUUCUAAACGAACGAACGCACACCCACCCCCCACACACUGGAUGGAGAGAAGGGAGGGAGGAGGAGAGUGGCGCAGGAGAGCCCAGGUGCAGCUUCGAGGAGUGGGGAAGAGAAUGCAGAGAUGGAAGGUGGAGGACUUGUGGCUAAACUAUUUCUUGUCUUUCAUGUUGCCCUGCCCCCUAAUCCAACCCAUUCUGCCCUCCCCCAGUUAAUAUGGAUAUUUCUUCCCCCACCCCCUUGUAGUCUUAAAAUAAUAGAACUGGUUUAACAGAGAAGAUGAGCACCCCACGCCCCCCCUCUCCCCCCUCCUCCACCCCCCCCCCCGGGGGCCGGGACAGAGACCCUUCCCCUCAGACGUCCGCUCAACCCUAGCUCUUGUAUGUGUCCUCCUGUCCCACAGGGGGGGCUGUUUGGCAUGUCUCUUAACUACAGCAACCCCCUUCAGAAACAGCAUUGCCCGUUCAGCCGAGACUGAAGCUCGUUUCCAAUUGAAAAACAAAACAUAAUCGUUCUUGAGUGAAACCCCAAUUAUUAUGAACCUCCCCCAAACCGCCAUCUUUAUUAAUAUGUAUAUGCAUGAACUGAACACCCAAUCGGAAAAGAGGAGACGCAGAUGACGGUGAUGAUUCAGGGAGAAAAGCCUUUUGUCUCUCUGUUUGUGUGUGUAUGUGUGUGUGUGUUUGUGUGUGUGUGUGAGAGAAAGUGCCUGGGUUCCCAUUCUCUUCCUUUCACCUCCAGAAAUGACACUCUUUUACCAUCAUGCAUGGAUAUGCUUUCGCUAACCCCCACUCACACCUAUCCAACACCUUUCCAUGCAUGAUUGGGAGUACACGAGUGCACACGAGUGAAGGGUAGACAGUUGGAACGCAGUAAAGGUCACGACCUUGUGUGACCUUGGAUCGAACAGCCAAUAGGAAAGCUACUGGCACUUUGUUGUUUGACCUUGUUGUAGGACCGAUGCUGAGGACUGAAAUCAAGAAGGUUAACUGUGUUUUUACCUUUAAUAUCUUUGUUUUUGACAACAAAAGGCUAGUAUAAAGUAAAUAGCGUUUUUUGAAAUACCUGAGCUUGUUAGCCAGAUAAGUAUCACCACCAUACUUGAAUAAUGGUUGCAUCCUAACACAGACAUAAGCAGUUCCUUACAGUUGACUGAUUGGCUACCUGUUUCCUAGCAGCCUCUCUCAUUGGUCCCCCCCCCCCCCUCCCCCCGUGUGUCUAAGAAACUCCCAGACUGCUCAGUGUAUCAGUUUCACCCCUAAAGGGCUUUGCAAUGAACUCUUUAUCCCCUAACCUCUAACCAUGGUGAUCGUUUUUCUAUCCAACAUGCCCCAUUUCCAGCCCCCACACUAAUUCCUCAGCCUCUCAUUGAGGCUACUUCUUUCCUGCUCGUCCUCAUUUGAAACAUUUUGGGAUUUCAGGUCCUAAAUAUGGUCUUCACCCGGGAGGCAUCAAGCAUAGUGGUGGUUAGAUAUGUAGAUUUAGAGGGGUUUCUACACUUCACUGGCCCUGUAGGGAUAUUUUACUGAGGGUCAAAGUUCAAAUCCUCUGGCCGUAUAUAUCCUGAGGUGAAGGAUAGUUCUGUUUUAACGAUGCAACCUUGAUAAUCUACCAAUCUGCCAAUCAUGAGACCACAGAAAGGUUUACAUUUCAAGACUGUUACUACUAGUCAAGAUCAGCUAAAUCAGAGAUGCCUGUGCAUUUGGGUGUGACUGCGAGUGUGUGUGCGUGUGUGUGUGUGUGCGCAUGAGGGCGUGUGUGUGUCUGAGCAUGUGAGUGUGUUUGGGGAAAAGACAGACGGUCUGAAUAAUUCAGACGGGCUUGGUUCAAUUUUUAACAAGAUUGGUACUGUAUGCUGAAUGACCCAGAAUUUCCUGCUGAUUUUGUUUUAUACAUUAUACUUGAUGUGUAACUUAAUGUAAUGAAGUAAAUGUUUAACCUAGAGGUAGUUGUACUGGUUUAGGUCAAUUUGAACAUGACAAAAUGUUUAGUUCUCUUGUCAUUUACACUACAAACCCCCCACAAGGUUUUCGAUCAAGCUUCUGGGUGGUUGUACCAGGGGUUGUAGGGUUUAACGAUAAUGAUUUAUAUGGAACUCAUAAUACCGUUUACCCCUUCUUUUGCGAAAGGGAACCAUUUCUAAGGGAAACUCCAGGUUGCCUCAGACAAAGAUGUGGGUUUUCUAACCUUGCGAUGUUUCGUAAUGACAACCAAAAACAAGGUUUGUCCGUGGGCCAGAGAUUUUGUUUCAGUCCAGAGCGUAACCUUUCUAAAGCAGUUUGUAUCGGGCGCGCACCACGCCUGGAGCUGGAGCGCAGGGCUUAGGGUUCACCCUGGGCUGUCUUCACCUGAGACCUGCUCACAAACCAAUGACAAGGGUCACACCAAGCCCCAGGGCCUUGCCUUAGCGUACUGGAGGAAGUCCAACCACUCGUGGAUGCACAAGUACGCAAGGUGUUAGUCUUAGGGUUUGGUUUAGGAUUGGAAAACGUCAAUUUUAUGGUGGGUUGAAUGGGGUUUGUAGUAGAGGUAGAUGAAGAAAAUGAAUAUUUCCCAAAAUCUAGAAAGAGUAGCUUUAUAUCUUCUAGUUCUUUCUGGGGCAGGACUGGGGUUUCCAAGUGAAGGAGAAACAUGGCACUGGUUCCCAUGUUUUGUUUGAAAACGACAGUUGUUGGGAGUGUGCUGACAACGACCCAGCCCAACACUUGCUCCGACUGCACUCGGACCGGAAAAGAAACGUUACCAUGACGUCUACAAUAAAAUAAAAUAAAAACAGAGUGAACUGACGACCUAAAAAAAAAAAAAAAAAAAAAAACGAGGAGAAGAGGGAGAACGUUAACAGCUUAAUAUAAAAACUCAAAUCAUGUGAAGUACAGCCAUACAUUGUGUCCUGGUGCAGAGAAGCUAUGGGACUUUGCCCUGCCCAGCAUGUGUAUCUAUGGUGUGUGUGUUCGUCUGCACCUUCUAACCUGUGCAGCAGCCGUUCUCUCUCUGUGACCUCCCCCCUCUCCCUCGCCCCUCUCCCUCGCCCCUCUCCCUCGCCCCUCUCCCUCGCCCUUCUCCCCACAACCGCCAUCCUGCCCCCCCUUUCCUCCCCUUCCCAUAAACUCCCUGUUCCUCCCCUAUGCCAUGUCCAUAUUUGGGAAUGUUGAUGUGCUACUUGUUCACUGUGUGCAUGGAUGAUGAUGACAUGUCUGUAUAUAGUUAGCAGUAUCCCAUUCGUUAAUGUCGACGGAGGUUUGAAUGUUGUAUAGAUUUGGACUUUUUUAUUUUUAUUUGUUUAACCUAAGUAGGACCUACAUUUGUUUUAGGUUUGUGUCAUUUGAAUGACAUCCUUUUGGUAACUUGCACAUGAUUCCAUUUUAUGAAGAAAAGGCAAUAUCUGAUGUUGUUGAAUGCAGCAGAGAGCUUAAAGAGUUACGUAUCUUAUAAACAUGGGAGAGUUGCAUGGGUAAUUGUACAGACAACACUGCUUGCUUCUAUUGACCUGGUUGUGUUAUUUGACAGGUGUAAGAGAAAUAUGUACAUCAAAGGCUAUUUUGUCAUUGAAGAGAUCAUAUGUAUAUACUGUACAUUGUUAACAGUGAGAGGUCGUACCCUCCACGCUAUCUUAGAGAAUUCUACAUAUUUAUUUAAAAGAGAAACCUCACUACACUCAAGAAUGACAAAUAUUGCCUUUUUGGAGAAGUCUAGUUUCUAGUUUUGCUUGGAGCUUGUUCUUCUAUAUAGCUUCUCUCUCUGUCCUCUCUGUGCUGUGUGAUGUUCAGACUCUGCUAUCUGCCCCGUGGUUCUCCUUCACUUGGGGUGGGGUGUCUAUCGUGUCCAACAUGCUGCAUCUCACUCUCCCUGGAUCAGAUGCCUCAGUCUUGUCUGUGUGGGUGUCUGUCUCUCUGUCUAUCUUUCUGCUUGUCUGUCUGUCUGUCUGCCUCUGUCAGUGGAUAGUAUGCCAUAUUACCAGUCUGUCUGUAUGACUUUCUUUCUGUCUGUCUGCCUGCAGUAGAGGCUCAUCACAUCUGUUGUCGGACUCCACCCCCGACCCCGCGUCCCCGCAGCGUAGAGGGAGGGCUUCUUUCUUUCAGGGUUCGAAUAUCAAUACAUUUCUUUCUCAUGUAGUCUUUCUCUUUUCUUAGACUCUCUCUCUCUCUCUCUCGUUUUUCCAAUUUUCUCUACUUGUCCACCAUUUCCCUCUCUCUCCACGGCCCUCCUCCCUCUCUACUCUGUUUAGACUCUUUCACAGGGUUUAGUUUGCUAUUUGUUUUGUCUUUUGUUGGGUUUAUUGAUUUUGUUCAAUUAAUGAUGAUGAUUUUUGUUUUUCUUAUUUUGUUGAUGUCCUCUGUGUUUUAAUUUUCUUUGUGUUGCACACAGACUAAUAAGAAGGAAGUACACUAACUGUGAUUGCGCUACAUGGUACUCUUCUGACACAGAAAAUAAAGUUUGGGAUACCCUGUUUCAAAGA
Molecule: messenger RNA, 7896 nt
Organism: Hypomesus transpacificus
Lineage: Eukaryota; Metazoa; Chordata; Actinopteri; Osmeriformes; Osmeridae
Gene: slc8a1b
Product: solute carrier family 8 member 1b
Exons: 9
Coding region: 610-3450 (946 amino acids)
Biological process (GO): calcium ion import across plasma membrane; cell communication; sodium ion transmembrane transport
Cellular component (GO): sarcolemma; axon; postsynapse
Molecular function (GO): calcium:sodium antiporter activity
Source: RefSeq, a predicted model, not a curated record